AUAAAACGCCACCGUUGGUCCUCUCUCUCUCUCUCUGUCUCUCACACACUCUAACUUGCGGCAAGAAUGUACUCAAGUUCAGGUGACAGUAACGGAUACCACCAAGACAACAAGCAGCAACUCGGGAUGAGUCAAAGAGACCGAGUUAGAAGAGUACGCGCCAAGUCACGUGAUGGAUAUGGUGAGGAACAAAAGGUCACUCCUUGUACCGAGUUUGACAAGGCUUACUUUAACUCUUAUGCUCAUGUUGGUAUCCAUGAAGAGAUGAUUAAGGAUCAUGUGCGGACAAACACUUAUAGGGAUGCAAUCUUUCACCAUCAGAGUUUGAUUGAAGGCAAGGUUGUCGUGGAUGUUGGUUGUGGCACUGGAAUUCUUUCUAUUUUUUGUGCUCAGGCUGGUGCAAAACGGGUAUAUGCAGUUGAUGCAAGUGAUAUUGCUGUGCAGGCAAAUGAAGUUGUGAAGGCGAACAAUUUAUCAGACAAGGUCAUUGUAUUACAUGGACGAGUUGAGGAUGUUGAAAUUGAUGAGGAGGUUGAUGUAAUAAUUUCAGAAUGGAUGGGCUACAUGCUUUUGUAUGAGAGCAUGCUGGGAAGUGUCAUCACUGCCAGAGAUCGCUGGCUAAAGCAUGGAGGCCUUAUUCUUCCUUCAAAUGCAACUUUGUACAUGGCACCUGUCACACAUCCAGACAGAUACCGUGAAAGCAUUGAGUUUUGGCGAAAUGUUUAUGGAAUCGAUAUGUCUGCCAUGUUGCCCUUAGCAAAACAGUGUGCAUUUGAAGAGCCGUCUGUGGAAACAAUAUCAGGUGAAAAUGUAUUGACAUGGCCACAUGUGGUUAAGCAUGUGGAUUGCUAUACGAUUACAAUUGAUGAACUAGAAUCUGUCACAACGACAUACAAAUUCAGGUCAAUGAUGAGAGCUCCAUUUCAUGGGUUUGCGUUUUGGUUCGACGUUGAAUUUGGUGGGCCUGCAGCUUCUCCGAUCAAUCCUCGAGCACCAGUCCUACCAACUGCACCAUCAAACAAUUCUCCAAUGGAUGGUAGUCAGAGGAAGAAAAGGACAAAUCCAAAUGAGGCACUUGUGCUAUCCACUGCACCCGAGGACCCUCCAACACAUUGGCAACAGACUUUGAUAUACUUCUACGACCCAAUAGAUGUGGAGCAAGAUCAACUCAUUGAAGGCUCAGCAACACUAACACAAAGCAAAGAAAACCGUCGAUUCAUGAAUAUUAACCUACGAUACUCUUCUGGCGGGCGGUCCUUUGUAAAGGAGUCUGUGAUGAGGUGAUUUUCUUAAGAGUGUUUACAGGUUUGAUGAGUCCCAAUAGUUCAUUCCUGGGUAAGAUAAUUCCAAGCCUUCCGAGUUAGUGCGUGGCACAACUUAAAGCUCUCGUCUGCAGAACCUGGCAGACUUUCUUCUUCAAAGGGAGCUCCUCAAUUGACUAUGCAGAUUCAUGAAUUUUUAAGAAUUUCUACCUUCAGGACAUGGAGAUGAAACUUACUGUAAACACAAAUAUAGGUGAGCUGAUUUACAAAAAUUCAUUUAAGACUGUUCUUGGGAUGCGGGCUGUGUAAGAAGAGCAGGCAAUGUCAUUGUUGUAUUUUUACCCA
Molecule: messenger RNA, 1607 nt
Organism: Populus trichocarpa (black cottonwood)
Lineage: Eukaryota; Viridiplantae; Streptophyta; Magnoliopsida; Malpighiales; Salicaceae
Product: probable protein arginine N-methyltransferase 6
Exons: 13
Coding region: 67-1284 (405 amino acids)
Biological process (GO): peptidyl-arginine methylation
Molecular function (GO): protein-arginine N-methyltransferase activity
Source: RefSeq, a predicted model, not a curated record